Molecule: messenger RNA, 468 nt
Organism: Cylindrotheca closterium
Lineage: Eukaryota; Bacillariophyta; Bacillariophyceae; Bacillariales; Bacillariaceae
Source: the annotation of a GenBank genome assembly
AUGGACAUUACCAAUGAUAGUGUACAAGAAUAUAGGUCUUCUGGAGAAUUUCUAACUUAUAACCAUAGAACUAUUCCCCAACCUCUUGUACAGAAGCCUAGCCGUUGUACACCCGCUGACAACUUUGACAGGAGCAUCAAGCGUGACCCGUUGUCUUUUCCUACCUUCAGCAAUGAUAAGCAAUGGAAAAAUUACAACCGUAUCCUCGAAGCCAUCUGUCGCACCUAUGGUCUCCAAAAUGUCCUCAAUCACAAAUAUUGUCCACAAACUGUUGAUGAAAAGGACCUCUUUGACCGUCAGCAGGCGUUCAUGUAUCAAGUCUUUACCACGAUUCUCCUCACUGAUAAAGGCAAGCAAUUUGUUCGUGAGCAUCAAGCCACUUUUGAUGCACAGAGAAUCUACAAUCAACUUGCUACUGCUUACACUAAGUCUGUUAAAGCUGAUGCCACCGCUACUGGUCUCCUCUGA